AAAAAAAAAAUUGGUAACUAAGAAGAAAGAUGACGCAUUUCGGCCAUUAUCUCCACAACCAGGUCCAAGCAAAGUGUCGACUUCAGUUCAAGAAGAAUCAGAGGAAACGAGACCGAGUACAACAAAUGAAUUAGACUCCACUUCUGAUUCUGAUAAUUCAGUAUCCAGUAAGAUCCAGAAGAUCAACCAACCUCAAAAGAAAAAAAUAUAUUCCCAAAAAUACAAGGCUGAGUGGGAGCAGCAUGAACAUUUUAAGAACUGGGUGCAGCCAAGUUACUGUGGAAGCUAUAUUUUCCACUGCAAGAAAUGCCAGAAAUAAAGGAAGAGAAGCCUAAGAAGGACAAAAAGAAGAUUAAAGUGUACACAAAUAAGUCCAAGAACAAAAGAGAUGUUGAGUCUGUCAUAGAUAACUUGAAAUCGAAAUAUGAGUCUAUUAAUGCUGAAGAAAUAACCAAAUUUUGUGAUUUUCCACUAUCCUCAAAUACUCUCAAGGCAUUGAGAGAAUGUGGGUACCACAAACCAACAGAGAUUCAACGAGAAACAAUUGGUUUGGCACUACAAGGCAAAGACAUUUUAGGAGCAGCUCAGACAGGCUCAGGAAAAACACUAGCAUUUCUGAUACCUCUUUUAGAAAAGCUCUAUACUUUGAAAUGGACAAAAAUGGAUGGUGUUGGCUCAAUAGUUAUAACUCCAACAAGAGAGUUAGCUUACCAGAUUUUCGAGACAUUGAGAAAAAUUGGGCAACACCAUGACUUCUCAGCAGGUCUCAUCAUUGGUGGAAAGGAUUUGAAGUUUGAAAGGAAUAGAAUGGAUCAAUGCAAUAUUAUAAUUUGUACUCCAGGAAGAUUAUUGCAACACAUGGAUGAAAAUCCACUGUUUGACUGUGUUAACAUGCAAAUUUUGGUUUUGGAUGAAGCAGAUAGGUGCUUAGACAUGGGCUUUGAACAAACCAUGAAUGCUAUAAUAGAAAACCUGCCACCCAAAAGACAAACAUUGCUGUUCUCAGCCACCCAAACAAGAUCUGUAAGAGACCUUGCUAGAUUGAGCCUUAAAGAUCCCUCUUACAUAAGCGUCCACGAGAAUUUGGAGCAUAGUACUCCUAAAGGAUUGUCUCAGAGUUAUGUGGUAUGUGAACUAAAGGAUAAGGUCUCAGUGCUGUGGAGCUUUCUGAAAAAUCACCCUAACAAAAAAAUCAUGGUGUUCUUCGCCAGUUGUAAGCAAGUGAAAUAUGUAUAUGAAAUAUUUUGCAAAUUAAGGCCUGGUACUCCCCUUCUCGCCCUCUAUGGUACCCUUCAUCAGUUACGGCGAAUGGAUAUUUAUGAGAACUUCUGUCACAAGCAAUCAGCUAUAUUAUUUUCUACGGAUCUUGCAGCCAGAGGACUGGAUUUUCCAGCAGUGCAUUGGGUAUUGCAAGUUGAUUGUCCUGAAGAUCCUGCUACAUACAUUCACAGGGUUGGAAGGACAGCUAGAUACCACAGAGGUGGAGAAAGUUUACUCAUGCUCCUAGAAAGUGAAAUACAAAUGGUAGAUAAAUUGAAAGAAAAGAAAAUUCCCAUCCAAAAGAUAGAAAUAAACCCAAUGAAAUUGAACAACCCAGUUCGCAAGAUGGAAGCUUUCCUAGCCAAAGACCCGACUUUGAAAGACACUGCUCAGAGAGCAUUUGUUAGUUAUGCUAAGGCUGUGUACCUCAUGAAAGACAAAGAGGUCUUUGAUGUGCAUGCUUUGGACACGGACUCGUUCGCGAGGUCGCUGGGCCUGGCAAUACCUCCCAGGAUUAGGUUCCUGCAGAGGAUGCAUGCCAUGUUGGAAAGCAAGCAGCAGAAGAAGGAAGUUGGUCGAAGUAGUAAUAAUAAAAAGUACUUUAAGGAUAGCGAGGAUGAAGGUGUUAGCAACAACUUUGAAGACAGCGGAGUCAGCAAACCGAAAUAUAUUCCAAAAGAACCUUCCAAAUCGUCCCAAAGUGGGCACUUUCAAACCGUCGAAAAUGACAGUGAGGACGAUGACAUUUUGACAGUCAAACGGAAAGAUCACGACAUCGAUCUGCCCAGCCAAGAGGAGAUUGCAGAGUUGGAUAUGGGUAGAAUUAGCAAGAAAAAGGCUCUAAGUAAGGCCGCUAUGGCUAAGAAGAUUCUUAAGAAGAAGAUUGUGCCUAAUAAGAAAAUUUUAUUCAAUGAAGAAGGUGAGGCUGUGACAUCUGGAAAAACGAAAAAAUCAGAACUUGCUUUGCAGUAUGAGAACGAAAACGAAGGAGGAAUAGAUAUAGAAAAGGCAAAACAAGUACUCAAAGAAGAAGAUAAAUUUGACAAACAGCUUUUCAAGGAAAAGGUGAAAGCCAAGCACAAAGAACAGAAACGAAAAUUAAAAGAACAAAAGAAAAAGGAACGCGAAGAUAAGGACGAUUUUGGCACCAGUGAAAGUGAGGAAGAGCCCGAUUUAUCUUGGCUACCUGAUCCAGAUAAGGUAUAUAACAAUGAAAAUGAAGAAAUAAAUGAAGAGGAAGGCGAAACAGACCGUGAAAGUUCACCGAAUAAGAAGCAAAAACUGCGGAACAAAAAGAAAAAUAAAAAGAAUACCAAUUUUAAUGCUGAUAGUCCAGAGUCAGGUCCAAAAAGGAAGAGAAAGAAAUUGGAAAAAUUGACCUUAAACAUGGAUGUCAAUGAGGCAGAAGAGUUAGCGUUAAUGUUGUUAAAUAAGAAAACUUAAAAUCUGUAAUAAAAUGUUUAUUUAACAAAUACAUAAAUCUACGAAUCA
Messenger RNA from Acanthoscelides obtectus, 2751 nucleotides. The record is from the annotation of a GenBank genome assembly. NCBI's taxonomy places the organism in Eukaryota, Metazoa, Arthropoda, Insecta, Coleoptera, Chrysomelidae.